GAGAUGCUUAUUUUGAUAUUUUUGUUCAGAAUAGGUGCAAUACAUCAAGACUUAUAAUGGAGGUUACUGUGUUCACUCCCUCUUUGGAAGGAAUGGAAGCUGUCAAGUCUGAGCAAGGAGAGAUGCUCACAAAGCCUUUUCUUGAUGUCUGCAAACAUAUCCUGCCAGUUAUAGAUAAAUUUGGAGCAGCUUUGGCACUUGUUAAAUCGGACAUAGGGGGUAACAUAACAAGACUUGAGAACAAAUAUAAUACUGAUCCCUCAAAAUUCAAAUAUCUCUACACUUUUGUUCAAGUAGAAGUUGAGACCAAAACAGCCAAGUCUUCAUCAAGCUGCACUAAUGGCCUUCUGUGGCUUACGAGAGCAAUGGAUUUCUUGGUGGAACUAUUUCGUGACUUACUUGAGCAUCCUGACUGGGCCAUGUCACAAGCCUGCUCUGAUUCUUACAACAAGACUCUCAAAAAGUGGCAUGGUUGGCUAGCAAGUUCAGCCUUUACGGUCGCCAUGAAGCUCGCUCCUGAUAGGAAGAAGUUCAUGGAGGUUAUUGGAGGCAGUGGAGACCUCAAUGCUGAUAUAGAGAAAUUCUGCUCAACUUUUGCUCCUCUGCUUGCAGAAAUACACAAGUUUCUGGCUAGUUGUGGCCUUGAUGACAUGAAGGCUUCUUAAUUACAGAACAUCUAUCGAUUUAAUUCUAAUAAAAAUUUUGUGAUGGCGUGAGCUAAGUUGAACUAAGCACCUUAUAUUUGAGAAAUCAGUUUAUGCGUACCUGCAAAUUGUUGCAAUAAGAAACUAUUUUGAAUUUUCUGUCAUAUAAUGGAAGUUAUUGCACAUCUGUUUGUGCUGUAAUUUUCUUCUUCCC
This is a messenger RNA of Dendrobium catenatum, 858 nucleotides long. Its product is annotated as glycolipid transfer protein 1. Gene Ontology annotation, biological process: ceramide transport; intermembrane lipid transfer. Gene Ontology annotation, molecular function: ceramide 1-phosphate transfer activity; ceramide 1-phosphate binding. Gene Ontology annotation, cellular component: cytosol; membrane; cytoplasm. Lineage: Eukaryota; Viridiplantae; Streptophyta; Magnoliopsida; Asparagales; Orchidaceae. The record is from RefSeq and is a predicted model, not a curated record. The coding region runs from base 57 to 665 and encodes 202 amino acids. The transcript has 6 exons.